This is a messenger RNA of Fusarium coffeatum, 1068 nucleotides long. RefSeq lists its product as uncharacterized. Gene Ontology annotation, molecular function: hydrolase activity. Lineage: Eukaryota; Fungi; Ascomycota; Sordariomycetes; Hypocreales; Nectriaceae. The record is from RefSeq and is a predicted model, not a curated record. Bases 1 to 1068 code for a protein of 355 amino acids. The transcript has 2 exons.
AUGUGCGACUUCUCCGAAUACGGCGGCAAAUCGGCGGAAUGGCUCGCAAUCGAAGCAAGCCUCUCUUCUCCUCCUGUUUUCGCCGAUAUCUACGAGCAACAGAAGGUAGUCAACCAAGGCCGUGAGGAGAUCUCCGCCAGGGACAUGAAGCACCUAGCUUCAUUAGUUAAACUAACAGAUCAUGACAUCCUGGCAAGAGAUGGGACUGUUCUACAGGCACGCAGCUAUAGACCAGUAGAUGCCGAUGCAAACGCACGUCUUCCUGUUUACAUCCACCUUCACGGAGGGGGCUAUUUAUUCGGUUCUUUAUCGUCAGAAGAUGCGAUAUCUACGCGGAUUGCCCUCGGUACAGGCGCGAUAGUGUUCAAUGUCAACUACCGUCACACACCUGAUGCAGUAUAUCCCACAGCCUGGAACGACGUUGAGGAUGCUUUCUACUGGGUACACAACCACAUAGAUGAGCUUCUUGGUAAUCCUGAUCAGGUCCUGGUAGGGGGUAUCUCUGCAGGUGCACAACUUGCGGCUUCUUUAGCUCUGAAACAAAAUGUGUCUUCUCCUGACAUACUUCCGAGUCCCAAGAUCGCUGGACAGAUCCUCAUGAUCCCCGCAUUGGUUCAAUCGGAACAUUAUCAGUCUCAACUCGAACAGCUCAAAGACCCCUCGUUGUCUUCUUACAUUGAGAACGAACAUGCUCCUAUCCUUUCCAAGAAGAUGAUCGAGUUUUUCACUGGACUACUCAAGUUUCCGCUCUCGGCUUCUGAGGAUGCCGAUCUCCGAUUGAACACUGGGAAUGCCACAGUCUCCCAAGUAAAGGGCUUGCCACCUACGGUAUUGGGUAUUUGUGGACUCGAUCCGUUGAGAGAUGAAGGGUUGCUUUACGGAAAGAAAUUGGCUGAGGCAGGGGUCCCAACGGAUAUCCACGUGUUCAAGGGCUUGCCCCAUGGCUUUCGCCGCUAUGGGGAGCAGAUAAGUGAGUCAAAGCGAUGGGAUAAGGUCAUGGAAGAGGGAAUCAAAUGGGCAAUCUCGAACCCCGAGCCUUCUAUGGAAUUCGAAGUUAAAACGUCCUAG